AUGCUCAUGCUACUGCAGGCGUACUGGCCGUUCCACCGCGCCAGCUGCCGCCCCAAUCAGUUUGCUGACGCCAUCGAGCCGUCCGAGCCCAAGUUUGCUGCAUGGAUGAGGGGCCACGGCAGGCUGGCCGUCCUGAAAGACGACGAGGUUGACCGCCUGGAGCGCGCCUCCAAGCCAGGCGGAUGGCACGGGCUGUCGCGAGCGGAUGUGAUGGACUCGAUGUACGGCCGCGUCGACCCAAAGCCGCGACCACCCACGUACGACACCCGCGAGCGCGGCGUGAUGCGUGAGGCGGAGGAGGCUGCGCUUGCACGGCGCCAGAUGCAGCUGGUCGCGUACAGCGCGGUCGCCGCCGCAGCCGACGCACCCACGGCAGCCUUUGAUGCGUCCGGUGAAGGCGAUGCGCCAGGAGUGGGGUCCCUACUGCAAGGGAUCGGCGCCGGCGACGCGUGGGAUGAGGUUCACAUUCCUGAGGGCAUGGGCCUGGAGGUCAGCAGCCGCCUCAAGUGGCGCCAGACGCAAACCCACGUGGAGGUGUUUGUGCGCGUGGACCUUGGCCCAGAGCACCUGACAGUGGCACUGGCGGGGGGCGAGGACGUGGUGGUGUCUGGGAGGUUGUUUGCCGGCGUCAAGGCUGAGGGCUCCACCUGGUUCUUAGGCGACAGCAUGGUGCAGCUCCGCCUGCUGAAGCGCUGCCGCCGCGGCCACUACGCCGACGGCACCACCAACGCCGACACCUGGUGGCGCAGCCUGCUGUGCGGCGCAGCGGCGAGUGAGUUGCUGCCAGGGCCCCACCCGCCGGCUUCGUACUACUCAUCGCCGUAUGAAGCAGAGUGA
Molecule: messenger RNA, 837 nt
Organism: Monoraphidium neglectum
Lineage: Eukaryota; Viridiplantae; Chlorophyta; Chlorophyceae; Sphaeropleales; Selenastraceae
Exons: 6
Coding region: 1-837 (278 amino acids)
Source: RefSeq, a predicted model, not a curated record